CAGCGGCGGCGGCGGCGGCGGCAGGCGGGCCAGCAAGCAGGCGGGCGGGGCAGCCAUGGCUUUCUGCAGGUUCUUCGGCGGGGAGGACUAUCAGGGCCACUUCGAGGCCGGUAUAUACAUUUGUUCCAAAUGCGGCUAUGAAUUAUUCUCCAGCCAGUCCAAAUUCCUUCAUUCAUCCCCUUGGCCAGCUUUUACCCAUCCUAUUCACAGCGACAGCAUCUCCAAGUACUUAGAACGCCCAGGAGCUUUCAAGGUCUCAUGUGGCAAGUGUGGGAAUGGCCUGGGCCAUGAAUUCCUCGACGAUGGCCCCCAAAAGGGCCAGUCUCGUUUCUGAAUAUUUAGCAGUUCUCUCACAUUUGUUCCUAAAGCUCAAUCUGGGAAGAACAUGGACAAAUAAUCAGGCUGACAGUAUUUUGGCCAACUCCACUCGUGAGCCUUUGGUGUUGGAUGGGAAGCCUCCAUUGCAAUGUGAUCUUGAACUGAAUGAAACCAACUCGCUGGACUUCUCCUCUUCCACCAUUCAGUUCUCCAAGUGCUGGAAAGCCACACCCCAGAAUUCCCCCAGGAGUUCCAUAUGCCAGAAUAUUUUGUCCCAAUUCAGAUGUGAACUGAACUUGCUCAGGUUAUUUUGCUUAAACUAGCAGGCCAGGGACCUCUGUCUUAAUAGAAUCAGGCAGUGGCGUUUUUCAGCAGCUUUUUUCAGGUGUUUCUGGCUUCCCCCCUCCCCACUGUUUGUUUCCACUGCUUAUGUUAUGCCAAAGAGAGGAGAGUUAGUACCAAUUGAAGCCCUCUUUCUUCACUGGGUCCUGAGUGAACAGCCUCGUAGCCUUUGCACCCAUAUGGAAUCAAAGAGAUGGGGUGGGCCUUUAUAGAUUACUUCUAAAACCCGCAAGAAAUGUGGCAGGAAGCAAUGGUGCCUCUGGAGGAUUUUUUUUUGAAAUGUUUAAAAUGUGUGUUGGGGGUUUUGGUGGAGCUCAAGACCCCUGUGUUGCACCAGAUCCCACCAGUCAUCUCCCUCUAAGCACAUUCCUCCAUCAGGACUCUGCUCUAGCAGUUCCUGGAGGUUAAGCAAGGCAAUAAUUUUAAUGGUCUGCUCCUGGCCAGAAGGUGCCGCCAUUGCUGUUAUAAGAUUUACAGAUGGGCUGUAUUUAGGUUCUCCAGAAGGCCCCUUCUUCUUCCCUUCAGCAGACAGUCUGCAUUCCUGGGUCCCUUGUCCAUGACACUGUGGAACACCCUAAAAUACUGCUACUCCAAAAUCUUUCCUCGGGUCCCUCCAUGCGUUCUCAAAAAUGUACUUGCCUUUUCCUCCUCUCUCAAUGUGAGCAAAACUUUCUGGCAUCUGAAACCAUCCUUCUGUCAAGUGGCUCCCUUUCUACUCCCUGGCAUAACAUUAGCAUCUGGUGGAUGCCACAAGCAUCAUGAUAACAUCACACAGUGGAUGUGAAUUAUGUAAUAUCUGCUGCACAUUAUUUCAGAGUUUCCAUAAUGUUGCUAUGAUGCUUAUGAUGUCACUUGGCGUCCCAUAUGUCUAUGUAUCUUGGGGGGCAUUUUCUGGUAUAGCAUCAUGGUAUGAAUUGCCCCAUGUAAACCCAUUCUGGAAAGCAGGGGUGAGGAACAUCUAUAUGAGCUUCCCAGAAAAUGCUCCCAGGGAUAUUCUUUUUUGUACAUGAUACAGAGUUUUUGCAUAUGAUACAGAGCAAGUAUACAGCACCUUUAGAUCCACAGAACUCUCAGGAAAAGAAAAUGAGCAACCCUGCUGGCAUUGUUUGCAUACAACAGAAAUGAACUUACGUUUUUAAACUGUUAAUUGAGAAACA
Molecule: messenger RNA, 1817 nt
Organism: Pseudonaja textilis
Lineage: Eukaryota; Metazoa; Chordata; Lepidosauria; Squamata; Elapidae
Gene: MSRB1
Product: methionine sulfoxide reductase B1
Biological process (GO): protein repair
Cellular component (GO): nucleus
Molecular function (GO): peptide-methionine (R)-S-oxide reductase activity
Source: RefSeq, a predicted model, not a curated record